Molecule: messenger RNA, 5905 nt
Organism: Topomyia yanbarensis
Lineage: Eukaryota; Metazoa; Arthropoda; Insecta; Diptera; Culicidae
Gene: nompA
Exons: 17
Coding region: 805-5157 (1450 amino acids)
Source: RefSeq, a predicted model, not a curated record
AUAGCCAGAAAAAAAUCUGCUCUUUCACUUCGCCAAAUAAUUAAUAUGGAAAAACGCCAUUAUAGGCAGAAUAUUGUCGUUUUGGAAAUUCAGUAUUUUACGAGAACUCAAAGCGGACAGACGAUCACUUCGGUUGUUCGGAUCGGUUGUCCCAUCCAAGUCCGCCCCACCAAGUGCUAGUUAGAUAGUUAGAAAAGGGAAUUACACAAUUCCAUCAAAUUUGCAUAACUUUUGUAACAACUAGGAAGUCUGAACAAACGAGCACGGAUCUUGCGCAAAUCCAACUGUAUAACCCAAGUCUGGCCGUUUCGUGUAAUGUAGCUGCGCACGUUCUUCCUGGAUGUGUUGUCGCAAAAUGGUGAUACAGUAUGAAAACUAGUGCGGAAGUUUGGCAAGCGACUCGAAGGAUCAUACGAUUCAGUGAUAUCUGGUGUGUGAAACGUGCAAAGUUAAGAUAUUGUCGAAUAAUUUAAGAAAGUUAAACGGUCCGACGAACAAGUGAAAAAAGAUAACUGGAUCGAUUGAAGGAUCAGCUGAAGUGAAGUUGUGCUUCCGAGAUUUCUAGAGAUUGAUAUCUGCAUUGAAAGACGAGGAAAAUCAAUUUAGUCGCUCAGGCGAAAAUUCCAUAAGAAGGUGAAAUGGUCGAAAAGUGUACGAAAUUAUCUGAGCUUUGGAUAACGACUGGCUGAAGCUAAAAUAGAUCUGAUCUCGGCAGAUAAUAAAGAGCAUGAAGUUAUUAUCUAGCGCGGUGAAGCACAAAAUACGUAAAAAUAAAAUCUAGACAUAUAGAAAAGAGAAUAUACGAUGCGCAAAAAGCAAAAACUACUGCCGGGAGUGUCAGACAUUGCCGUUAUUCUAUCGUUAGCUAGACUAGUGUUAGUGUUAGGUCAGACCACCUGCAACAAUGGCCUGGGUCGGGUGCUAUAUGAAAGACUGCCAAAUCAACAGUUGCAAGGCUUCGACGACGAUGUGGUCCGCGAUUCAGCGCCACCAUUUCGAGUGUUGGAAAAAUGUCAAGAUCUUUGCCUGCGAGAUCGUACGGCGUCCACUAAUCUGGGACGGGCCUGUACGAGCUUUGACUUCCAACCGGGCAAUCGGAUAGCGUCUUUCAGCGCCGGACCCGAGUACGAAGAGUCUACAUGUUAUUUAACCCGGGAACAAGCGGCUCCGGAGGGAAUCGGAAAUCUAAUGCUUGUGCCAAACAGUGUUCAUUUUACUGAAGUGUGUUUGACCUCUAAUAGACCUGAUCGUGAAUGUCCAAAUAGGCGGUACGUAUUCGAGAGACACCCUAGGAAGAAAUUGAAACUGCCAGUCUCCGAUAUUAAGGAAGUGACAGCUGCUAAUCGCUCGGAUUGCGAGGAUAAAUGUCUGAAUGAAUUUUCCUUCGUAUGUCGAUCAGCUAACUACGAUUCCACACUGCGCAGCUGCUCGAUGAGUCGAUUCACUCGUCGUACUCAUCCAGAGCUGCUAGAGGAUGAUCCGAACUCAGACUAUCUGGAAAAUACCUGCUUGAACGCUGAACGACGCUGUGAUGGGCUAGUGGUUUACGUCAAAGAAGAAAACAAACGUCUCGGUGGACCGUUUGAAGUAGAAAUCUUCAACAAUAUGACUCUUGAGGAAUGCCAAUCACUCUGUUUGAGAGCUGAAAAGUAUUUCUGCCGUUCCAUUGAGUUUGACGACCAGUCCAAGCAAUGCAUACUCUCCGAGGAAGAUUCGGUGUCGCAAAAAGAUGACCUCAGUAUCAGUUCUAGUCCUACGCAUCAUUUUUACGAUUUAGUGUGCCUUGACAAUCAACGUGGUUCCGAUUAUCCGGAAAACUCCGUAACAUCACAUUUGUUCGCUAGCGGCCGGCGUCCGGAUACCGCCUUCCAGCGCUAUCGAAACUCGAGGUUAGGUGGAGAGUUCCAUUCGGAAAUUACUGGCAGGUCGUUGAGUGAGUGUCUGGACGAGUGCCUCAGGCAGACCAGCUUCCAGUGCCGGUCGGCCGUAUAUAGCGAUCGCUUUCGAACCUGCCGUCUCAGUCGAUACAACCAACGAGAUGGGAUGCGCAUCAUCUACGAUGCGGACUAUGAUUACUAUGAAAACUUAAUGCCACAUUUAGUGGGCGGCGACACGGACACGACCAAUGGAAGACCAGAUCCGACCGACUGGAGACCACCGUAUGGAGACCGCGAUCGUGAUCGCGACCGUGACCGUAUUCCAGAUGACCGAACCCCAGGGCGUUAUCCUCCAAAUGAUCGCUUCCCUCCAGGAGCAAGACCCGACUAUGGUGGUGAACCGUUCCCAGGUACUUAUCCAUCAACCGACAGAUACCCCGGACCGACUGAUCGCUAUCCGAUAGGUCCUGGAACAGAUCGCUAUCCCUCAGAUUAUGAUGGUAGAUACCCAUCGGUAUACGACAACCGAUUCCCGGGAGAUCGGUACGGACCAACAGAUCGGUAUCCGGAACGUGAACCCGACAUGUACCCUGGCGGCCAUCCUAUGCGGUAUCCUUCCCCUCCGGAUUCCAGAUAUCCUACUGAUCCCCGACUACCACCAACACCUGAUACACGCUAUCCAUUCGAUUCAAGAUAUCCAUCCGAUUCCAGAUAUCCACCCGAUACCAGAUACCCACCCGAUAGUAGAUACCCUCCUGAUUCCCGCUAUCCUACAGAUACCCGGUACCCACCUGACUCACGGUAUCCUCCGUACCAGAUGCCUACUCCAGACUCAAGAUAUCCCCAGCGUCCUGAUUCCCGUUAUCCGACUGGUCCACAACCAAUUCCAGACUCUCGUUAUCCCGUGGCACCAACAGGCACUCGCUAUCCUCCACCUCAGUACAUGCCAAACAUCUAUCCCGAUUACCAACCCGGUUACCCACCUCCACCUAGAACACCUCCCAAUCGAGGAUACACCACAGAUCGCUAUCCCGCGCCACUGAUGCCUGUCGAAAGCAAUCGCUAUCCCGCUCCCGAGACGCGAUAUCCUAUGGAACCGGUUCCGGCACAGGGUCGUUACCCGACAUCACCAAAUGUGUCACCAUUCCACAAGUAUAUGAACCGCCGUCCUGGUUACGACCCAUACAUGCCAGCUUACGGGCCCGAUCGCGGUUACAUAGAUGAUCGCUAUGGUCCUUAUUAUCCACCGUCGGGAUCCGGACGUAUUCCGCCACCAAUUCAUCCGGCUGCCUUCCCUGAACGAGAUCGAGGCUACCGACGUCCAGGUAUGCCAGACGGUGGUGGCUAUCCAUUUGAAGUCCCGUACGGUCCAUCCAGUUCCGGGUAUGAUAACACACUAGGUGGUGGUGAUGGAUUUGGAGGUUUCGGACCACAACGUCCAUUUGAAACACGCUGCGAUGGUUUGGAUAGUUUCAAACAGAUGGCUACUAAGCGAAAGAUGCGGAAACAGUACAUACGAAGAGUUAUAAGUGCUCCUUCGUUGGGACUUUGUCAGCAAGAGUGUGCAGCAGCUAGGGAUUUCAUGUGUAGAAGUUUCAACUAUAGAGAUUCGGCACCGUACGAGACGGACGGUAACUGUGAGCUGAGCGAUAGGGAUUCACGAGAUCUUGACAUUCCGAGCAGUCAGAUGUUUGAGUCUGAUAGUGCUGAUUACUAUGAGAGAUCCGCUGGAAGAGGAGGUGGGCAAGAUGAGUGCCUCGAUGUCGGACAGGUGUGCAACGAAGAUGGCAUGGAGUUUACCCUUAGGACUCCAGAAGGAUUUCUUGGGCGAAUAUACGCGUACGGUUUCUAUGACCGAUGUUUCUUCCGAGGUAACGCUGGAACAGUGAACGUUCUUAGAAUCAGUGGCCCUCAAGGAUAUCCGGAAUGUGGAACACAGAGGUACGGUGACACUAUGACCAAUAUCAUCGUCGUGCAGUUCUCGGAUAAUGUUCAAACUGGAAGAGACAAACGAUUCAAUUUAACGUGUAUGUUCCGAGGGCCGGGGGAGGCCGUAGUUACAUCCGGUUACAUUGGAGCCGGAUCGGGCAGCCCUAUUCCGAUCGAGUACCUUCCGGCGGAAAAUUCUAUGAGCAACAAGGUUCGUCUUAUGAUUCUCUAUCAGGGUCGACCAACAACCACCAUCGCCGUUGGUGAUCCGUUAACAUUCCGUUUGGAGUCCCAGGAUGGAUACAGCCAUGCAACUGAUAUCUUCGCUACAAACGUGGUGGCUCGUGAUCCCUACUCUGGAAGAAGUGUUCAGUUGAUAGAUAAUUACGGAUGUCCGGUCGAUAAUUCAGUCUUUCCGGAGUUGGGAAGAUCGCGAGAAAGCGAUGCUCUGGAGGCAAGGUUCAAUGCCUUUAAGAUUCCGGAAUCUAAUUUCUUAGUGUUUGAGGCAACUGUUCGAACCUGUCGUGGUGGCUGUCAACCGGCAUACUGCCCCGGGCCCAGCGGUCGUUCAGAACCAUCAUUCGGUCGACGGAAACGAUCCGCACCGGAUAGUCCAACCGAGUUUGAUGGCACAGCAGAACCGUUGAUUGGAGACAACACAGACGACGAGGAUGACGAGAUUUCCGUAGUCAACGGAACGGUUGUUAGUGAUGGUGCACUUAGUAGGAACGUUUCGAAAGAAAACGAAGCUUCAAAUCCCAACGAUCAGGAUUCGAAUGCAAGUGAAAUGCCGGAGCAAGUGCGGGAGAUGAUUGAGUCUCGCGCUUUUCGUUCGCUGCAGGUGUUUCAGUCUCGCGAAGAGAUGCAGCAGGAUACAGUGGCCAGAAAGAUGGUGGCUCCUCGGGAAACCGUGUGUUUGACUAAUUCCGAAUACUUCGGUCUUCUGAGUGCACUUAUCCUGCUAAUGAUCUUACUGAUUGGCAUCACUUUCGCAUCUGGCUUAGUCUACCGUCGCUACUGGACGACAUACAUGAAGAAUCGGUCGUUUGAUCGUACAUCCCCGGUUAACUCAUUUACUCCGUCGGCUCUGCAUAACGUUUCCAGUAGUCAGUUCCACGCUUCUGGAAGAGGAAAUUCAUCAUCUUCAAGAGGGGAUGGAAACAUACGGACGCCAGGACUAUCACUUUUUGGAAAUAGUUUACAGAAGACCUUUGCGACAGGGAAUCUUUCGAGGAUGUGUCAAAUACCGGUGAUAAAUCCGAUGUCAAGAGGCAAUAACAAAAACGACUUUGACGACCCAAGCGAACCAAUCUAUACCGAUCCGUCCCUUUUCGAAAGAUCCAGAAUAUAAACGCCUUUGAAUCCUCUUUCAGAUCACUUCGCAGCAUCGCUGUUGAUCAAACCGAUGCCAACAAUGUUUGAAAAGGAUUCAAAUCGUAUAGAGUAAAAAACAAUUUUAACGUUAUAAUAUGUAGUGUAUGGGCAAUGAUGUGUCAAAGAAUCAUCAUGGUAUUUAGUUUUAUUUUUUUAUUGAAAAGCCAAGAGAAUUUUCGUGAAGAGAUGCACCAAAAAUGCUAGUGUAACAAAGAAAAAUGUCCUAAUUUUUAUAACAGAUAAAACAGAGCUCAUACAUAUAAGUACUGUGAUGACUAUGAAUAGUGAAAGACUAGCAGUGAAUUGCUGGGAUAAUUGACCCCUUGUAGUGUGAAUACACUUUUCCCCAACGUCGUUGGAGGGAAAUAUAGUGUUUGAGACAGUUAAUACCAAAGAUUGGUUUAAUGGAUUUGAUUUUCGGUGCCUGUAUAGUCGUCAAAUCUCUUCUUAAUUUAUUCGAAGUAAUUUAGCUAGUUAAGUUUGAAUGUAAGAAGAAGAUCUAAUUUUAGAAGGUAAGAGACCAUAACGUACGAACAAAUAAAACAGUGUCAGAAAAACGUGAAUGUUUGUUCGGCCCUUUAAAACCAAAACGCACAUAAUUCAGUUAAAAGUCGUUGUAAUCGAAUCAAAAACCACAAAAUAAAUCGCAUGCCACUUGAUUCAUAUGGUUAAGUUAACAAUAGUCACACUACCUAAUUAGCAUGUCCAUAUCAAUGAUUAUGAUU